Apis florea (little honeybee) is the source of this 2533-nucleotide messenger RNA. RefSeq lists its product as uncharacterized. The record is from RefSeq and is a predicted model, not a curated record. NCBI's taxonomy places the organism in Eukaryota, Metazoa, Arthropoda, Insecta, Hymenoptera, Apidae.
UAAAAUUUCCACCAAAUCGAAUAUCUUCACAUCUGUACGUGAAUCAAAGCAACAAAGAAUCGAAAACUUUCGAGAUUCUUUCGAGGCCUGGAACCAUGCUACCACGAAUAAAUCCAAUUCUGUUCGCAGGACGUGACUCGUGAGGAGCACGUAUCCAAGGAUUCUUUCAAAGGAUGUCCAAGCUGCUUCUCGCGACCCUGCUUCUCCCUCUAACCAUCCUUUCUCGCGUCGCCUGCAAAUUGUCCGAGUCCGACGAGUCGGACAGCUAUUCCAACCUAUACCCUUUCCUGGAAAAAUGGGCCAAGACCAGCCACACGAAGAUGCUGACCGUGGUAUUCGACGACUUCCAACCAUCCCCCAUCGACAUCCCCGCCGGGAUGCUGAUCGAUUUAAACGUGUCCACCAGGCUGGUUACUUUGAAACAUCUGAUAUCUCUUCCAUCCAAGGACAGGGGGCGUGAUUAUCAAACGAUAGAGACGGAAAAUUGCGUGUUGCUCCUGUUCUCGGACGUGGACCAUCUCAAAGAUAUUCUCAGCUCGCCGCACUUGAUCUCGUUCUGGCAUCCGGAGAAUUUCUACAUCCUUCGCGAGCAAGGACAACCGUCCGCCACCUCGUUCGAGCAGGAACGAUUCUGCCAGUGGGCGUUCGAGAGGCUUUGGAGGGUGAGAAGGGUGUAUAAGCUGCUUCUGUUCACCGGUGACAAAGUGAUCCGAUACGAUCCAUUCGAUUCGUACAACAGCGCCAGGUAUCGCCGAAGUUGCGACUGGAAUUGCGAUAAAUCGAACGAGGAGGGUGGCUUCCUGUUGAUCGAGCGGCCGAAUAUCACCGAGGUGUCCGACUUUUUCGAGGAGGAGAGGCUCGACUUCAAGCGGUACCCGUUGAAAAUAUCCAUCUUCGAGACGAGCACGAUCUCUCUGAAGGAGGGGCGAUACUUUGGCUUGGAUUUCAAGUAUCUGGAAGAGGUUUGCAAGAUGAACGUGUCGUACGCCCUGAUCAACUCCAAGGAUAGAUUCGGUUGGAAGGAGAACGGCACCUUCUUCGGGACAAUUGGACACUUGGUGUACGGUUUCGCGGACGUUUCGUUCAAUCAAUUCUUCGUCAAGGAUUAUCAGACCAGACAGCUCGAGUUCACCGCGUCAAUUACGAGUGACAAAUUGUGCGUUCUUAUACCGAAAGCUGCACCGCUGCCCGAUUAUCUCGUCAUCGUCAAGAUCUUCACGGGGAGAGCAUGGUUGCUCGUGUUCGCCGCCCAUUUCGUAAUCGCGAUGAUUUACACGAUAUUGAAGACCGAGAAGUAUCGAAAUAUGUUCGAGGCUGUGCGGAAAAGCGGGCAGGCGUUCUUCUGCUGCGAAUAUAUCCCCGACUCGUAUUUCCUCGAGAAUGGAAACGGUCUCGUGUUCAACGUUGUUCGAGAAACGGGCGAGAGGGUGUCGUACGAGGAACGCGAGCGAGUGAGCGAUCGAAAUACCAGGUCACAAACCGUCCGAUCGGCGACGUCCAAAACGAAGAAAAACGAUUUGAAACGAUUCGAUCGAGCCUCUUUGUACCUUCUGUUAACGCUGGUACGCUAUUUAAUGAAGGUGGUAUUUCAGCUUAUGCAACCGUUUAAAUUGGGUCAACCAUGGUUCCCGGAGAGAUUGUUGCUGAUAUGCAGUCUGCUCCUCAGUUUGAUCCUCAAUGGAAUAAUCACAUCUCAACUUGCCUCCAGUUUCAGCAAACGAAUGUACUACGAAGAUAUCAACACGUUGGAACAGUUGGAGAAAAGCGGGAUCACGAUUUUAACCGACGCCAAAGACGUCAUAAGCGACGCGUUCACCGAUGUAACAUCGCCGUUGAUCAAACGGCUCCACGAGAGAUUGGAAUACGCGAACAGAUCGGAAGUUCAUAGAAGAUUAUUCGAGGUGAGGGAUGCUGGCUAUCUUCAUCGAAUCGCGACUCUUCCGUUGAAAUACGACCAAUAUCAGAGACAAACGUUGCACGUCGUUAAAGAGUGUCCAAAGGAUUACAUCAUAGCCAAUGUGAUAAAGAAAGGAUCACCUUUCGGAAGACGUAUAAACACCAUCCUUCUCAGAUUGAACAAUGGUGGUUUCUAUAAGAUUUGGUAUCAAGCCAUGUACCGAUCGUUAAAACGGAAAGAGAUGAUGAUGCUCGAUGACUCGUCGAUACAUCGAAAGAUCACGAUUCGACAUUUGUUUAUCCCUUUCGGGAUACUUUACCUCGGAUUGACCACCAGCGUAAUCGUAUUCAUCUACGAAUAUCGGCGAAACAACGUUUGACGUUUGGGUUAAGCCUCGAAGGGAUGUUCAAACUGAAUGUUCAAAAGCGAUAACUGAAGUGGAAAUCAUUGUGUCUCCAGCGUGUCAUUCCUUUGCCCUACAAUCAAAGGGUGAAGGGUAAAUCGAGUAAACGGGACGUGAAAAUUUUAAAAAAAGACGCGUCAUUUUCUUGUCUAUUCGAUAAGAAAUUGUUCUCGAUAGCUUUUGACGAACAAUUUUUAUGAUAAUUAAUAAUAAAUAUUGCUUUUUUAAUUAUC